GAUACACCGGUUCUGGCUAGCAGGAAAGCCGACCUACGCAAUCUUGAACACCAUGGCCAUCAUAGCUGGCUCCUUCUCUUCCGUGGUGAAUGGCGUGCACGACUUUUCCCGAGAAAGCCUACUGCUGACAGUGAUGAUCUUUUUGCAGCUAACGCCUUUGGCGAUUACGGUGCAAUCUUUCGGUCUCUUCAUCGCAGCUGUGGAUUCCAGCGGGACCGACCCCAGGUACAAGUCAUUGGAGGGCUACUUGCGCGAUGAGGGCUGCGAGAGGCUCUUAGCCCGUGCGAUUGUGGGUGAGGCUUUCACUGAGGCCUUACUCAGCACUUUUUUGCAGUCCUACGCCCUCCUGCAGCACACGAUUAGCUGGAACCGACUCACCAUUGUCUCCCUUGCCUUUAGCAUUGGCUCUAUCUCCAAGUCUUUUGCCAAGUUGGACAAGCAUGGUCAUGUAUCCCGCGAUAUUGAUGGACAAGCCAUUGUGGUUGGGCUGGCUGAUUGGUCAUCACUUCCGUUCAUCUUGGUAGUCGUGUACCGGUUAACGGAGGUCAUUAGCCAGGUUCUCUUCUUCCCGUUGUUUCAGAUGAUCCGGGACAGCCAUGGGAUUUUCUUCGGCAAGAGAUGCAGUGGUGUGCUGCUAUGGCUUCUGGACGUGCUGGUGCAAGCAGCUCUCGUCCGUUACAGCACAGGCAACAAUAAGAAGCUGCAUUUCGCGGUGCCCAACACCAUUGGCGCCUUUGAACCUAUGUUGCUAGCAGGAGUGGGCUUCUCAAAAUACAAAUAUAGGGGUUUCCCAAAAUUAGGGGUACCAUUUUAG
Molecule: messenger RNA, 814 nt
Organism: Symbiodinium pilosum
Lineage: Eukaryota; Dinophyceae; Suessiales; Symbiodiniaceae
Source: the annotation of a GenBank genome assembly